GUGUCUGAUUGUUCUAUCCGUGUGUGUUUAUUUGUUCACAACGACGAUGGGACCCAUCAAAGUACGAAAACCACAGGCCAUAUUUUUUGAUUUAUCCGGUACGGCAACCAAAUCUUAUUUCAUGGAUAGUAUACUAUUUCCAUAUAUUAAAUUAAAUUGUACAACAUAUCUACAUAAUAAUUGGGAUAAUCCAGUAUUACAACGUGAUAUUGAAUUGUUGCGUAAACAAUCCCGUGAAGAUGGUGGACCAAUUGUGGCAGAUGCUGAUUCUGAUAAACGUGAGAUUCAAAAAACUAUUCUUCAGUAUGUAACGAAAUGUUUGGAUGAAUUACGUGAUAAUUCUGCUAUCAAUAUUUUUCGAUUACAUAUGUGGUUUGAUGGUUAUCAUAGAGAUAAGAUUGAAACACCCGUUUAUUCAGAUGUUGCUAUUCAGAUUAAACAUUGGCGUAUUACACAGAAUAUUAAGUUAUUUGUGUUAAGUAAUGGCUGGAUUGAGGCAACUAAACGAUUUAUGGCUAAAACAAAUCAUGGUGAUCUUAACCUAUUGAUCGAUGGUCAUUUUGAUAAUACUAUUGGUCCUUUGGAUGAUCCAGAAACAUUUAAAAUUGUUUGUAGGAAAAUCAAUAUAGCACCCGAACAUGUUUUAUUUCUAACAAAAUCGGUAUCCGAAUGUAAUGCUGCUAAAGAGGCCGGUUUAAAUGCUAUACUUGUCAUGACACAUCGUCGUGAUUUAGCCCGUUUGAAUACAUUAACUGAUGAGCAAAGACAGCAAUUAAUCUAUAUUCGAUCAUUCAAUGAAAUAACAUUCAUUGGUGAUAACGACAAUACUAUGCCAAAGUCAAAAGCUGUCUCUUCGGCUGGUAGCUCUCAUGGAUCAUCUUGCAAUACAACAUCAUCCACAUCGCCCACAAUGUCUAAUGCAUUCGCUCCAGGAAGCCAAAAACAUUCAACCAGUUCACAAAGCAAUCAACAUUCUACAAGUGUUGAAACUGUAUCGAGUAAACAUUCUACAUCAUCACAGUGCUCAUCCUCAUCAUCUUCAGCAUCAAACAAUAAAAGUUUAGCGAAAUCAUCAUAUCAUUCAUCCGAACAAUCAGCCUCUACUGAAUAUCGACUAGGGAACAGUAAAACAUCUAACAUUUCAAGCCAAGGUAGCCAGCAAAUAUCAUCAUCUUCAUCCGGACUUUCUAACAAUUCUUCAGCCUUUUCCGCCUCUUCAUCAGCAUCAGCAUCAUCUACACAAAAAUCGAAACAAUCAUCAACACAAGUCCUUUGAACAAUUUUCAAUUACACAUCUAUUGUUUGACAUCAUGUAACAAUAGAAACCCUAUGAAUAAGUCAACACACCUAUUUUUAAUUGAAAUUCGUUAGACAACAUGAAAAAAUAUCACCACCCAAACGGAAAUCUAAUCGAAUAUUCAAUUGUCAUCAUCACGCAAUCGAUCAAUAGGUUUGUAAAUUGUUAUCUUUAUCAUUUCAUUGAAAAUAUAAAGGGUGGAUAAUUUUAAAUGCCAUAACCCGGUGAUACGAUAUACACGGUUCGUCUAUAGAGAACAAUGGUAAUUUGUAUUUUUUAAUAAUAAAACAAACACACCAUACAUAACGGUAGAAAAUAUUCCAUAGCUUCAAUGGAAAUAACAAUAAUAACGUCAAUGUUGAUGAUGAUGAUGGAAUAAUCCUUCGGGUUUUGUGUUUAUGUGUGUAUGUGUAUGUGUGUGUGUGCAGAAUCGCUUAUCGUACAACCAGCAUCAUCAAUCCGUGUGUGGUAUCCUUGGCCAAUUAAGGAUACAUAGCCAAUAACAACCAAGUUGUAGCUGAUGAAUAAAAAAAAGUCUAAAAAUAAAAAAAAAAUUUUCAUUUUCAAAUUACAAAGAAAUAAAUAGGAAAAUCGAAUAGACUUUAUAUGCCUAGGCUAACCAAGAAGAAAGAAUGCAAAAGUUCAUUUUAUUAAUGGUUGGAUGAUCAAAACCAACUUGUCAUCAUCAUCAUUCUACCGAUAAAAUUAUACUGGCAUAAAAGUCAAUGUAAUAUAAGCCGAAAAAAUUGAAUUUUGUUGAUAUCAUUUCUAAUCUAACCAGAGAGGGAAAUCUUGGUCGACGUAAGCUACAUUUGACAUCUGUGGAUGAUUGCAAGAAAUAAAGACAAAAAACAAGUCGAUUAUAUUCAUUACAACAAGUGGGUGCUUAGUGUACAACCAGUCAAUAAACAAUAACAACAAAAAAAUAACGGAUUUUCGCUUAAAAAAUGGCUCA
Molecule: messenger RNA, 2252 nt
Organism: Dermatophagoides farinae (American house dust mite)
Lineage: Eukaryota; Metazoa; Arthropoda; Arachnida; Sarcoptiformes; Pyroglyphidae
Product: enolase-phosphatase E1
Molecular function (GO): acireductone synthase activity
Source: RefSeq, a predicted model, not a curated record